Molecule: messenger RNA, 1668 nt
Organism: Triticum aestivum (bread wheat)
Lineage: Eukaryota; Viridiplantae; Streptophyta; Magnoliopsida; Poales; Poaceae
Exons: 4
Coding region: 13-1668 (551 amino acids)
Biological process (GO): negative regulation of translation
Molecular function (GO): rRNA N-glycosylase activity
Source: RefSeq, a predicted model, not a curated record
GCCCCCUCUCCCAUGGCGGCCGUGGCGGCGAGGAGGCCGUGGCCGUCGUUCCCCUGCCCAUGGACGGAGGAGGAUCUGCUGAGCCCGGGGGUCGAGCCCCUUGUCGUCUCACCACUCAGGGACAAGCCGCCCUUCUUUUUUCUCAAGUGCCUCAUGGCGAGGCUCUCAAUGCCGCCACGCCGUGCUCCAUCGCUCGAUUGCUCCUCGCCGCCCUCGUUCCUCCUCCGUCGCUUUCCCACCUCGCUGCCGCCGCCCCAUCCUCCAUCGCUCCAUAGCUCUUCACCAUCCUUCCUGCUCUGUGGCUGUCUUACCUCGCUGCCGCCGCCGCCGGCGGCCCGUGCUCCAUCGCUCGACCACUCUUCGCCCAAGUUCCUGCUCCGCCGCUCUCCUGUCUCGCCGCUGGGGGAGGUGGAUCUCCGCCCUCCAUCAGCUACAUCGGCCCCCUGCCGCGCCCAUGCUUCAAAAUCAACCUCGGGUUCGGGUUCGGGGCAGCAGCGGCAGCGGCAGCCACGGAAGCAGGCGAGCGGGCAGCAGCAGCCUGCCCCUCCUCGUCAGCCGCCUGCGCCGCCACAGCAACAUCAGCAGGGCCAGGAUCCCAACAUCCCGGCGGCGCCCAAGAUGGAGCAGUAUGACAAGCUUGUGAUAAACGGGCCAAUGUUCGCACCUUACCAGACAAGGGUCGAUGAUAUGCCAGUCAUACAACUCGACAUUAAGAAGGAGGGACUCCAUGGGCGUGUGGAUGAAGCGACAAGGAGAAGGAUUGUGAGGGCGCGACUAAUUGCACCUGGAUGCUAUUAUAAUGUUCCCAUCACUCCGUAUCCAAAUCCAAAAAAUGGAAAAUCUGGAUGGGGAACUCCUCCCCUUUCGGAUUGUGGACAUAGUCAUUACAGAAUUGAGCUGCUUGAUACAUCAUCUAGUGACGAAGUUCGAGUGCAGGUGCUAGUAAGGGAUUUCGAUCAAUACAUGCCGGCAUUCCGUGUAGGUAAAGGCGAAGAGUGGUCAGAGUGGUACAGAUUCAAUGCAAUGAACAUGCCAUCUUUUAUCUCCGAGGAUGACAUCGUUGACCUGCCCAUUAAUGGCGCCCAUGAAAAGCAAUAUGAUAUUGGAGGCUAUGAAAGUUUUGACUAUGUUUUCACCGAGUUAUCAAACUAUCCCAAGAAGCUCGUCAAGAAGAGUUUGAAGAAGCCAGCGAUGAUUGCGGUGGUCUUGUUCUGCGAAGCUUUCAGAGAUAGGUUCAUGCACUUGGAGAUCCAGAAUCGGAUAAAAAAUGACGCAAAGCCCUUCCCGCUUGGUUACAAUAUAGUUGACUGGGCAACAAAGAAGAAGAGAUACUUGAGUCCUGAUAUUGUUUGGAAUCGUUACCAUUCUUGGUCGCAGUUCAGCGAGCAUUGCACAAAUGUUGGCAUGAACGGUGGACUGUUUAAUCCAAGCUUCUUGACCGAGGAGGUUAUGACAUUGUACGGGAUCACCCAUUUCCAGGAAAUGAUAGGGAGAGACUGUGGGUAUCUGCUUGUGAUCAUGAGGAACAGCCACCAGAUGAAGGUCACUGAGGAGAAGCUCAAGGAGAUGCAGGAGAAGGAGAGAGGCGAAGACAUGGCGAACCCGGACUUCGACAAUUUGGUCGACAAGGAUGAUAAGCGCAUCCCUCUCCCUACAUAUGACGUGUGA